GUUCACCUCUCCCGGUAAAUCUGGGUUCUCGCUCGUUCUGCGCAGUUGUUUCUCGGGAGAGAGGGACCACUCAUUGAGAGCUGGAGGUGAAGAGGAUCCCUUCGGAUGAAGAUGUGGAAGAUCAAGGAGAGAAAGAGACUGGCCCACGGUCACAAGAUACUGACACGGUUGGCCCAAGCACUUUCCACCACGAUCGUAGGGGAAAGACAAGGUCACCCGCUUUCUUCUAAUGGCGGAAAGGGGCCCCUGAGAGGGCUGUUGACUAGUGAGGGAUUUUAAGAGGAGAGGAAUGAGGAAAAGGAGGGGCUGUACGAGCUGUCUGGCGCAUAGAUGCACGCUCACCGGCAUACACCUACAGGCUCUCACACAUUCUCACAGGCACAUGUACACUUUUACACACCAAGUUCUCUAUGGUCCCAGAUCCAGCCUUCAGUGCUCUCCAGAGGGGCUGCCCUGGGUUCUGGCUGUAGCCCUUCUGUCUCUCUGCUUCAUCCCUCCUCUCCCUCCUAGCGCCCAACUGCUGUCACUUCGUGCCCUGCCAAGGAGGAGGGAACUGCAGUGACAGCAGGAGAGAGAGGCAGGACAGAGUCGUGGGGUACAGAGAGGUAUGGAGAGGGAGAUGCUGAGACCAGGUUAACAGUGAGACCCAGAGAGGGGGCUGAGGAGCAGGGUGAGGGGUGGUGAGAGCCCCCGGGGGAAGCAGGAACUGAAAGGAGCGGCAAGAGGGGACAAGACAGGAAGACUUGUGGGUCACAGAACAACUCAGCCAUGCCAGGAGCAAAGCGACACUGGCGACCAAGACUCCCACCCAGCCCCAGGCUGCCCUUGGCCCUGAUACUUCUGACCCUAGGGAAUGGGUGGGCCCAAGAGGGGGCAGAGCCUGUCCUCCUGGAGGGGGAAUGCCUGGUGGUCUGUGAGCCUGGCCGAGCUGCUGCAGGGGGGCCUGGGGGAGCAGCCCUGGGAGAGGCGCCCCCAGGAAGAGUGGCAUUUGCUGCAGUCCGAAGCCACCACCACGAGCCAGCAGGGGAGAUCAACAAUGGCACCAGUGGGGCCAUCUACUUUGACCAGGUCCUGGUGAAUGAGGGUGGUGGCUUUGACCGGGCCUCGGGCUCUUUUGUGGCCCCUGUUCGUGGUGUCUAUAGCUUCCGGUUCCAUGUGGUGAAGGUGUACAACCGCCAGACUGUCCAGGUGAGCCUGAUGCUGAACACAUGGCCCGUCAUCUCAGCCUUUGCCAACGACCCUGAUGUGACCCGAGAGGCAGCCACCAGCUCUGUGUUACUGCCCCUGGACCCUGGGGACCGAGUGUCCCUGCGCCUGCGUCGGGGGAACCUACUAGGGGGCUGGAAAUACUCAAGCUUCUCUGGCUUCCUCAUUUUCCCACUCUAAGGGUUCAGGCCUUUCAAGGACUGGAAUCUAACCCCUGCCUUCUGCCCUCUGCCCUCUGCCCUCUCCUGCCCCAGAAGCAGCAUCUUUGGAGUAGGAGAGAGGCUCCCUCUGGGUGCCUGUAUUCCACCUUCUUGCAUGGA
This is a messenger RNA of Prionailurus viverrinus (fishing cat), 1526 nucleotides long. RefSeq names its product cerebellin 3 precursor (gene CBLN3). Gene Ontology annotation, molecular function: protein binding. The record is from RefSeq and is a predicted model, not a curated record. Bases 769 to 1386 code for a protein of 205 amino acids. Lineage: Eukaryota; Metazoa; Chordata; Mammalia; Carnivora; Felidae. The transcript is spliced from 3 exons.